CACAAAGGGCAUAAAAGUGCGUUUAUUGUAUUUUACUUUGUUAAAUGGUAUUAACUAUUUCACUGGCAAGGAUUUGUCAAAACUGUAGGAUAUUUUAUUAAACAUCAUUCACAUCGAGAUAGUGUACAGUUCGUCUUGGAUUCAGCUCGCAUCUGUUCUUUCCGGCAUAUAUUUGUACUUUGAAGUAUGUAGAAUUCAAGUUGCAGGAAUCUGAACACAUGCAAGGCGUCAGUAAAUGACCAGUUGUCACACGUAUUAAACUUUAAUAUAAACAAACGUAUGCAUUUACGUCGCAUAGGACCCACAUCAAAAUGACAGUGUAACAACUAUGAUACUGAGACUGGCCACAUGAAUUUUCAAUGUUGCACUAUAAUGCUGACAGACAACUGUUGGCGCACAUUUGAGAUUCAAUGGUGAAUCAUAAAAGUUCACUAGUGUCUAAGCAUGGAUGUCAUGAAGAUUACAUUUAAAGUGGUUGUCUAAUAUCCCAGCCUUAGUUUCCACUUAUUUACAAAUAACUUCAUGUUGAGAAUAUUCGUACCAAAUUGAUGCAAGUAAAGUCAAAGAUGUAUAACAAAAGAAAAUCAAUUAAUCAAAUUCAGAUUGCCAAAAAUGUGUGUACCACUAACAAUGUAUGUCUAAGUAUGGAGGAUUUGAUAAAAUCACAUAAUUCAUUUAAUAGACCGGUCACCCAAUCUUCACAAAUACUGUAAACGGACAAAAUUGUCAAAUUUUGCAGUGAACAUUUUAUUUGGAACUUUGUGACUUUCAUGGCUUAUGUUUCAGUUUCAAGCAUUUUCAAUAUGAUACUGACUUCUGAUGUACCCCAUCUGCUCUAAACCGAAGCCACACCGUUGAACAGUGCUAUGGGACCAUUCCCUUAAAAUUCUAACAAGACGGGAUACAUCAGCAAUGAAUUAAACAUCAGCUCGUUAUGAUAAAUGAAUGAUUGUAUUACUCAAAUUCAGUAGUAAAACUUGUCACAUGGAAUAAAGACAGCGCUCAGGGUUUGCGCUAGUGUCUCGGCAAGACGAGUCCCACUUACAAAAUUUUAAGAAAUUGAAAUUUGACCCUUUAUAACUUUAUUAGAGAUUGGACCCCAGCUUGCCUGAAAAACUGGGUCCCUCUUCAAUAAUUGGAGUCCGGGAAGCAAAAUAUGUGGUUAACGCAAUCCCCGAGCGCUGUACAUGAUACUAAGAUAUUAUAACUGUUCAAUACAUAAAUGAAACAAGUGUCAUCACUGUCGGAAAUAAUACAUGUCCACCCUGACAAUUUGUUUUUAGGAAACAGAUCCACUCGUUCAUUUACAGUUCUGCCAUUUACUCAACAUGGUAAUGUGAAUUACCAGAUGACUGGCGGUUGUUAGAUCAGAAUAAAAUCUCAAAAUCAGGAUAGAUGUUGGAGACCUGAUGCAGGUGUUCAGUAGGUAUCAUUCAAUUCUUUUAAAUCAUUUGGGAUAAAAAGUCCUCACAUUUAGUACAGUAUUCUUCAUUGAGUUGCGAUUAUAUCCUUCAACAGUUCCUAUUGUGUAAAGCCCAGGUAUGUCCAUCAUCCCUUGAUAUCAUUGUCAUUUGGUAUGUCCUGCUAGUUGGAUAUUGAUAAUUCUGGUAUGAAGUUCAUUGACCCCAGUGAAUGAAAACUACGGAUAUAGUUCACACACCAAACUAUAUUCACCUAAAUGUCACGAAGUUAUUUGUGAGAGUUCUCUAAUCGAUUAACGAUGAAAUUUGUUGUAUCGAUGAACCUCUCCACGCAGUUCACAAUGCAGCUCUCCGAUUUGGAGUCCAUUUUGCUACUGAGUCUGGAAUCGGCGAGACAUUUGUCCCAACACUGUCCCGUUAACUGGUGCACUAGAGUCUGGAAGCGCUGCCUCUGCGAUUCUACAUUCAGGAAGUGUGCGACUUCUGGGUCGACGUCGGGAUUACCCUGCAUGGUGGAGGUUGUGUUAAAGGACGGUGAGCUGUGUAAUACAACGGCAAUCGUCGAAACCUCGUGUCACGUAGUUUAAGAUCAAGGAGUGACCUCUUCCCAUAAGGCAGUUGGAUUAUUCUAUUUUCAGUACGAGUUUUUAAGCAGAUAUUGCUAUGUAAUCAAAACAUUAUAAUAGCAAGAAUAAUAGCAAUUAGAAAAACAAAUUAUGAUAUAUAUAUUUCGAGAAUAAUACAGAGAUUUCAAUUAAUACGAUGAAAUUGUUGUUACGUGAGUAAGAUCCCAUCUUGGACACCCCUACACACAGAGUGUUAUGAUCUACUUAUUCCGGUUUCCGCACGAAUCCAUCAACAUGGCGGCGGAUCGGGAAUUCACGCAUUCGUCCACAUUGUUCACCAACGAAAGUGGCCAGCCGAUGAAGUUUUAUAUGCGACCAUGUGAGACUAAAGCAAACCUUCGGCCACUAGUGGAGCAUGGAGGUGGAAUUAUCACGAGCAAGUUGGAUCAAAACUGUAUAAAAAUUGCAGAUGCCAAGGAUAGCAUACGAUCUGAUAACUACAUCAAUGCAACAUAUAUCAAUGACUGUGUUCAACAAAAUAGACUGAUAUCUACAGAUAAAUACAAAUUGAAGUUUAAGGCGAGUUCGCCCACACCAUCAUUGAGUGACUCAGUAUGCAGCGUUGGACGAUCCAAGUAUAAUUCUGUAGAGGAUGAUAAGAUACUUAAAUAUCUUGCUUUACAUCGCUAUGAGUGUCUUGGUGGUAACCAAAUAUGGAAGAAGAUGGAAAUGCUGAAGAUUACUGAUCAUAGCUGGCAAUCGAUGAAAGACCACUUUCGACGAAUUUUAAAGCCUCGGUUACAAACAUAUAUCAAGAAACAUGAACAGGCAAAGAAGAAUCAAGUUGACAAAAACUCUAAACCCAAGUCACCAAUUAAAAGUAUACUUAAAAAGACUCCACCGACAGAUACCAGUGAGAUUAGCAUCAGUGAGUUCAAUAGUAGUCAAGAUAUCAGUGAUGUGUCUUCAUUCGACGCUGAACUGUAUGACGCAGCAAAUAUUCAACAGAAACAAGAUUCUAUGGAGAAGAACAGAAAGAACAGAGAAUCUCUUAAACAAUCACCUCAGGGAAGUGUUCCAAAGAGUCCAGUUCAAAGAAGAAAGUCACCUCGAAAACAUUUGUUAUCCUCUGGCAAUGAAGAAUUGCAGAGCAGCGCAAAUGGAUUGUUUAUGGCGAGUACUCCACGUAAGAAUAAAAAUGUGAAAAAAUUACACACAAAAUUAAACACUAGUCAUGAUGAUCAGUUAAAAGAGAGAAUACAGGAAUCAGGAGAUGAUGAUGAUGAAGAUUCUGAGCCUGAGAUGCGAACAACAAGGAGUAAAACAUUCAACAAAAAGAAAGUUGGCAGGAACAAGAAAUCAGGAACUGAUGAGACUGAUGCGGGAGGAUCAGACGUGACUGGCACACCAGCUAAAAAAACACUCGCACUGCAGCAAAAUAGCGAUGAAGAAAUAGUUCAUGUUGAAAAACCUGGGUCUUGGGUUGAGCCAUUGGAGACCACAUCAGCUGAUGAUGGUUGGGACACAGAAAAUAGCGAGCCUGUGAGAAGAGUUUUAAGAAGACGAAGAGAAGCAUUUCACAGUUCUGAAAGUAAUGAAGAGGAACGUAAAAAAAGAAAAACACGAGAACACAGACAAGUGGUAGAAGACGCAAGAAGACUGCGGAGUAAAAAAAGGAGGGAGGGAGAUCAGCCUGGAACACUAGAAGCGGGUCCUAGUAGGGAAAGACGUAGCAGCUUGUCUUCGCCACCGAUGUCACCAAGGGCCAAUCAUAAACUUAGACAAUUUGUCAUGGAAGAUAUGGAUCAAGAAUUUGUUUUGUCACAAACUAUGGAAAAUGAUGAGAGCAGAAUGAAGCAGAUUUAUGACCAAGUUAAGAGAUUGAUAUACGACUAUGAUGUUUCCAUGACUACAGCUGUUAGCGCCCUCUACCAAUGCAGUGGUCAUUUUAAGACUGUGAGGCAGUUAUUAAAGACAGCUAAAUGUUCACGGGGUACCGGUACUAUGUCAUGGUGCAAAGCUGACGAGAGAAAACUACAGAGCAGCAGAGCUGAGGAUUUGAAAACUUUGUCAGCAAAGUACAGUCCUACUGUUAUUACCAGGCAUAUGCAGUUCUUGGAAGAUUUGUCAUCAUCUGAUUCAGACUAGUCUAUGAAUUCUAUGUUACCAUGACAAUAUAUAUUUUUUUUCGUUUUCCAUGAUGCCCUAUCAACAUUUAUCCAUUCAGAAAAUGUGGACAACUAUAACGAGAAUGAUUAGGGAUGAAAUGACUUCAGACUGCCAAGUAUUAUGUGAUAACUGUCUCGUUGACCUCACCACUGCCCAGUUCUAGUCUGAUAACCACACGGUUUUAAAACAUGUUCAUGAUAUUUUGGAUUGAAAUAUGUACUCCACAUCAAAGCGAAUUUAUGUACAUGUAAUAAUGUAGAAUAUUUAUUAUGAACUUCGCUGUCAACAAUUGCAUUUUUUCGACUUUUUCUUGAAAACUACUCAGCUUAAUUGCUUUGAUACUUGGUAUAAAAUUGAGCUGGCACUUUUCAAAAAGAAGUCUUUUGGGUGUGUGUUGCUCGUAAAGUCCUUAGUUUCAUUUAGGAUGUCAUCAUGUCACAUUGUGAAACGAAAAAAACAUUGUCAUCAGUACAUGUGAUCCGGAACUUUUUUUUUUUUUACACACUUGUUCAACGCUUUUAUCACUCCCAUGUAAAUUUUGUAUUUUUAUUUGUGAAUUUGCAUAUUUAGUGAUUUUUAUUAGAGAUAGAUUAUUUAUUUCUGUGUUCAUUUUUAUACACAAUUUUUACAAGCAUUCUCUUUUUUUUAUCCUUUUUCCUGGGCAUUGACUCGAUAUAAAUACAUUGUAUUAUUGUACAUCUGUCAGCGUGCCAUAUCAGGAAAUGCAAACUCUAAAUAUGUCACGAUUACACACAAGCAUCCUCUAAUAAUAAAAAAAAAUAAACAGGGUCUGACUGGUCACCACACAAAGAAAUUCGGCCUUCCCAUGAUGUAUUCCUGAGAGGAAAAGUUGUAUAAUUAUUGCAAGAAUGCAUUCAGACAGUACUGUCUUUGUGCAUACUUAGCAGUAUCCUUGUAAUAACCGUAUUCAAAGUAACACUGUGUUCAGAAAUGCCUGUCAUCUUCACUGCCAACAUGAAUAUUUACCAAAGACACUUUUCUAGUGUCCUUGUAUUUUGUGUUCUAACUUAACGCUUGUACAGUUCAAUAAAUACGAGUUUAUAA
This is a messenger RNA of Saccoglossus kowalevskii, 5221 nucleotides long. RefSeq lists its product as uncharacterized. Lineage: Eukaryota; Metazoa; Hemichordata; Enteropneusta; Harrimaniidae. Gene Ontology annotation, molecular function: telomeric repeat DNA binding. Gene Ontology annotation, biological process: telomere maintenance via telomere lengthening; protection from non-homologous end joining at telomere. The record is from RefSeq and is a predicted model, not a curated record. Gene Ontology annotation, cellular component: shelterin complex.